AUGAAUGAAAUUUUACCGAGGUUUUUUUAUUACUCAGGUACGGAUUCGAGUGUAAAUUGUGCAACAACAGGAACAACAGAACCCGCUUGGGGUUAUUCUUCAUCCGGAUAUCCAACAUAUACUUCGCCUACCGGUUACAAUUAUUCUAAUGAUUACAAUUCUCUUGAAUCCUCAGCGACGUCAUCCAUUGGUCAUUUGUCUUCAGUUUUACCAGAACAUACACCUGGUUCUUCUAUGCAACAAACUGGAGGGGAUUACGUUUAUGGAUCGAUGAAACCAGAAUCCGAAAUUUUGCCUUGCGGAAAUACUCUUGUUCAAACAGGCAAUAAUUCUAAUAUAUCAUCAGGUGGUACCGUCAUUUAUUCGAGCGGUUCUUGCCAAAGCAGUUACCACACCGGUUGGAGCACAAACAAUUAUCAAAGUUACCCAAAUUAUUAUAAUUCCCCUUCUGGUGCUACAUCCCAAACUCCAUAUUUGAAUCCUACACCCUCCGUUGUUUUAUAUCCUCAUCUUUAUUCAACGGUUAAUCAAAAUCAAAUACAUUUACAUUUGCACGGUGAUAAAGCUGCAGAAUCAUUGCAAUGUAGUGGAGAAGAACUUGCAGCUACGAUAGUAGCAAAUUCCAAUAAUCUAACUAUUAGUUCAGGUACGCGGAGUAGCAUAGAAAUAGGAAUAGUACAUAAUAAUCAGGGUGGCUUGAUGAGCGAAGAUGAUAGGUUUACACACAAUGAUAGACAAGGGGAUCCAUCCGUUUGGAGACCUUAUUGA
Molecule: messenger RNA, 768 nt
Organism: Pediculus humanus corporis (human body louse)
Lineage: Eukaryota; Metazoa; Arthropoda; Insecta; Psocodea; Pediculidae
Exons: 4
Coding region: 1-768 (255 amino acids)
Source: RefSeq, a predicted model, not a curated record